AUGGCGUCGGCACGAGCGUUGAUCCUCACCGCGGUUCUCCUGGCCUGCCUGCUAGCAGGUCCCACGGACGGCUGGUUCCGCCGCCGCCGCCGUCGCCGCUGCCCGGCGCACACAUCUGCCCUUCCCGGCGCCAUCAACAAGUGUCCACUGCAACACGGCCGAGGACCGCGUGUGGCAGUUCGAGUGCAGGUCCGUUCGGGGCUUUCUUACUUCAACUGGCACUACUGGUCGCCCUGGAUCAACACCUUUGACCACUACAUGAACUACGCCUGUCCGUUCAACGGCGUCGUCACCGGCUUCCAGAGCGAGCAUUCCAACAGCCACGAGGAUCGCCGCUGGAAGGUGAGGUGCUCCGUCAAGUGGGGAAUGACAACCUACAACCACUACUCGUCCCUCUUUGUGAACAACUUGGACGGCAACAUGAACUACUACGUUCCCAGCGGCUUCUACAUCCGGGGGAUGCAUGGAUACCACGACAAUGGCAAAGAGGAUCGGCGCUAUUCGUUCCACCUGUGCAGGAUCAACCUGUAGCGAUCGGGCCUGGCGGUACAACAACACGGUCCUGGUCAGGGUUGGCCUGAGUAUCAUCCUCCGUAGU
Messenger RNA from Branchiostoma floridae (Florida lancelet), 598 nucleotides. RefSeq names its product hemagglutinin/amebocyte aggregation factor-like. Bases 1 to 531 code for a protein of 176 amino acids. The transcript is spliced from 5 exons. NCBI's taxonomy places the organism in Eukaryota, Metazoa, Chordata, Leptocardii, Amphioxiformes, Branchiostomatidae. The record is from RefSeq and is a predicted model, not a curated record.